AUUUAAUCAGUAUGUUUCCCUUUAAGAGGACUUUCCCUUUAACUCACCUGACGUGACCACACCUGAGCUGAACUUCCGGGAAGUUUCACAACAACAACAACAGAAGAAGAAGAAAGAAGAAAUUAUUUCGGAGCUGACACCUCCUCUAGUGACAGACAGACAGGCAGACAGACAGGCAGACAGACAGACGGACAGAUAUGUCUCUGCUGACAGACGAUCGUCCAGAAGACGCCCAGUACCCAACAGGAAGUACCAAGAUGGAGGACAGCAGGAGGACAAAGAGGAGACAGAUGGAGGGUGAGGACGAGGUGGUGGCGUCGGCCAUGAUGGAGCCCAGCACCCUGCAGUGGCCCGGAGACAGACAGACAGGUGGACAGACAGAUAAAGGUGACAGGAGGAGUGUGAGGUCAGACGCGUCUGUACGUGAGGCGGCGAGUUGGACAGAAAGUGAGAGAGAGCUGAUGGCCGAGCGGGGGAGGAGGGGGGAGGGAGGGGGAGUUGAAGAUGAGCGGGCAGGGCUUACAAACCACCUCCAGAAGGAGGAGGAGCCUGUAGAGAACCACCUGCCAGAGAAAGCUGCUCAGGUGUUCAGUCCCGCAGUGACCGUCCUCCACUCCCCCUCCUCACCCAGAGAGAGUGAAGCAUUCUGGGAAAUGGAGUCAGAGAAGAGCCCCUUCCUGGGUCCCCGAGGAGUUCCUCAGGACUACAACCAUCAUGGCUACCAGUACGAGUGGACCGAGGACACGCCCCCUGCCACCUGUGGGCGGGGCUGUCCCAGCAGGGACUUCCUGAAGGUGGGUGUGUCUCUGGUGACGUCAGCGCUCUUCUUCCCCUUCCUGGUGUGGGGGGGGUUUGUCUUCCUGCCGUUUGACGCCCCCCUGAUGGACGGCGCCGCCCUCAGACUCGUCUACACGCUGCGCUGCUCCGUGUUCGCCACGGUCCCCAUCGUCCUCGGUUGGCUGGUUCUCGGUGUCAGUCGGCUCCGGUCGGGUGCAUUUCGUCCUCUGUUUGAUGACCAGGUGAAGGAGGUGGAGCUUCAGGAGGUCACCGUCCAUCGGCGCUUCGUCUCUGACUCCGCCUCCCUCUUCCUGAUCUACUUCCUGCAGCUGGUCGUCAUGGCGAUGUACCUGAGCCAGGAGCAGCUAAAGCUCGUCCCUCUGCUGACGGUCGUCUUCGCCUUCGGACGGCUGGUUUAUUGGGUGGCCGCAGCUUUCGGCAGCAGCGUUCGUGGUUUCGGUUUCGGCCUCUCCUUCCUGCCGAGUCUUGCCAUGAUGGCCGCCAACAUCUACUUCAUCUUCACAGUGGAGGCGGCAGGGUCCAUCUUCAGCCUCCCCCCGCCUCCUGAGGAGGUGUUGCCUCCACCCGCUGGCAGACAAAGGUUCUGGGGAUGAUAACUGAUCAAUAAUCAAUAACCUGAAAUAUUUUUGGAGAUUUAAUUUUUUAUGAACUGAAACUUUCAAACAGAAUAUAAACAGAGUAAAAGUUUAAAAGUUUUUCUGUUAAAACAUAAAACAGAUUAUAACUCCUCCCACAUUGUUUAUAACCCCGCCCACUUUCUCUCUCAUGGUCUUCAUUAAAUCUUAAACUACUUCCUGUUUUAUUUGUAGGGACUUCCUGUUUUGGUUGGUUCAUUGUUCAACAUUUUAUUUUGUAAAAUCAGUUUUAUGAUCAUUUAAUGUUUGAUUUUGUUAAAAAAAAACUUUUGUUUGUUUUUAUACUUUAUACCAAGUAUCCCAUUUCACAAUAAAAGCAUUCAUCUUCA
Molecule: messenger RNA, 1762 nt
Organism: Dicentrarchus labrax (European seabass)
Lineage: Eukaryota; Metazoa; Chordata; Actinopteri; Moronidae
Product: transmembrane protein 79
Exons: 5
Coding region: 198-1391 (397 amino acids)
Biological process (GO): regulated exocytosis
Cellular component (GO): trans-Golgi network membrane; lysosomal membrane
Source: RefSeq, a predicted model, not a curated record